This is a messenger RNA of Helianthus annuus (common sunflower), 1845 nucleotides long. Its product is annotated as membrane protein of ER body 2. The record is from RefSeq and is a predicted model, not a curated record. NCBI's taxonomy places the organism in Eukaryota, Viridiplantae, Streptophyta, Magnoliopsida, Asterales, Asteraceae. Bases 65 to 1705 code for a protein of 546 amino acids. The transcript is spliced from 8 exons.
AACAAUCCUAAAACUCUCCAGUUUAUUGUUGUUGUGGUGGUGAUCAACCAAAAAACUUUCAAAGAUGGCUGAUGCGGAACAUUGGCAGCCAGAGGUGGAAGAAGGGGGGGAAGCUGGGUUGAAAGCUAUCGCCACCAUUGACGCCUUGCCUGACAAUGGCAUUGCAUCUGCGGUUAGCUCUAAAGAAGUCGCCGAUGGCAAUGAUCUGGACAAAAAUGGAGAUGCACAUGUUGAGGAUAUUUUGGAAUUUGAUGACAUUGGUUCCAAUGUUAAUGGAAUCACAAACGGAAGCGAAAGCAGUACUAGUCAAGUCGAAAGCAGAGAAAGCUCCAGAAACGGUGGAGAAGUAGUAGAAGAGGAAAUAGUCGAGUUAGAGUUCGAAAAAGUGAAACCAAAGCUCACAACACAUUCUAUGCAUUGUCCCAAUUGCAAGUCUGAAAUUACAAAAGUUGUUCUUCGUCGUAAGGUCUUCAUCACUAAUCGGUCCCAACCCGAACCAGAACCAGAACCAGAACCUGAACCCAAUCCGGGACUUAUUGUUGGAUGUUUAGCUUGCUUAAGUUUGUUCACUUGUUCAGACGACGGAUGUUUUAACCCAUUCAACAUCUUCCGACCAAGACCGGACACUACUACGAGUCUUGCAUCUUCACCUCCUGCCGGAGAGAAAGGAAACGGCAGCGGAUCAUGUUUCAGCAUGUUUUGGGUUCUCCGGAAGGAAAAAACCAACCCUAUACCAAACAAUCCUCAGCAAUCAGAACCAGUGAAUCCACAUUCAAUAAUAAGUCCCGAACAAGCUGAAGAACCCGUGAAGUCCAUUAUAACUCGCGACCAAGUUCAAGAACCACUGUAUGUGAAUCGACAGUCGGUAAUAAGUCCCGGUCUACUUCAAUCUCAUACAUUUGUCCCAGGGACUACUUCCAAUACCGUGAAAGUAUCUUCUGAAGGUCCUUCUUUGGAUAUCCAUGAGUCACCAAAAAUUGAUGAUGCAAUAAUCCAUGUUGACGAUGCAGGAGAAACCAUAAGUGUUGCACAACCUAGAGGAAGACCAUGGCUUGGUUCUGAUGGUAUUCUUCUCGAGAUCUUGAAGAGUAUUGUUUAUGGAGGUUUAAUGGAGGUCAUUGCAAGCUUAAGUGUUGUAGCAUCCGCAGCUGCUUCUGAUGCCGCAACACUGAGCAUCGUAUCUUUGGCACUCGCAAGUCUUGCUGGUGGGAUCUUCGUCAUCGGACACAAUCUUUGGGACCUUAGAGACGAUUGUUACAAGGAGAACUCAAGCCAAGAAUCAAACAAUGAAGCUACCACCAAGUACAAAGAGGUACUUGGACAAGUAAGCUAUUUCCCAUUACAUGCUUUUUUCGCAAUACUAUCCUUUGUCGUGUUUGGGAUGGUCCCACCAGUUGCAUACGGGUACUCAUUUCAUGAGACCAAUGACAAGGACUAUACAGUCAUAGUAGUUGCAAUUGCUUCUCUCGUAUGUGUAUCGCUAUUGGCAAUAUUCAAGGCUUACAUCAAUAAGUGCACAUUUUUAGAGUACUUUAAGACCGUGGUGUACUAUAUUACUACCGCAGUAUCAGUGUCAGGCGUGUCCUAUGUUGCUGGAAAUCUAAUUACGAAGUUGAUAGAGGAGUAUGGAUUUUUUGACAUGAAUUCGGGUGGUGGUAUGUCUCUCUUCCCACAUGCCACCAUCUCGUCUCUAGCAUCUGUCUGAUGUGUGAGAGUAAUGAUCAUUUCUUGAAUUUGUUUUGUUAUUCAUGAUUAUUUGUAUUAUUUCAAUUAUUCCUGAACAUUUCUUGAAUUUUUUUGUUAUUCAUAAUUAUUCGUAUUAUUUCAAUUAUUCCUUUUUUUGAA